AGCCGGAAGUCCUCCGCGAAAGGCUGCGGCAGCUUCAACGUCUGUGGACAGCCAUCGGCUCCAGCUGGCAGCCAGUAUGGGAGAGCGUGCGGCGCUGGAGGAGCUGGUGCGACUUCAAGGAGAGCUCGUGCGGAGCCUCAAGCAGCAGAAGGCCGGCGCCGAGCAGGUCGAAGAGGAGGUGGCAAAACUACUGAAACUGAAGGCACAGCUGGGUCCUGAUGAAGGGAAACAGAAGUUCGUGCUCAAAACCCCCAAGGGCACACGAGAUUAUAGUCCCCGGCAGAUGGCAGUCCGGGAGAAGGUAUUUGAUGUCAUCAUCCGCUGCUUCAAGCGCCAUGGUGCAGAAGUCAUCGAUACCCCUGUGUUUGAACUAAAGGAAACACUGACAGGAAAGUAUGGGGAAGACUCUAAGCUGAUCUACGACCUGAAGGAUCAGGGUGGGGAGCUGCUGUCCCUACGCUAUGACCUCACUGUUCCUUUUGCUCGAUAUUUGGCCAUGAAUAAACUGACCAACAUUAAACGCUACCACAUAGCAAAAGUCUAUCGGCGGGAUAACCCAGCUAUGACCCGAGGCCGCUAUCGUGAAUUCUACCAAUGUGACUUUGACAUCGCUGGGCAGUUCGACCCCAUGAUCCCCGACGCAGAGUGCCUGAAGAUCAUGUGUGAGAUCCUGAGUUCACUUCAGAUCGGUGACUUCUUGGUCAAGGUGAAUGACCGGCGCAUCCUAGAUGGCAUGUUUGCCGUGUGUGGGGUUCCCGAUAGCAAGUUCCGUACCAUCUGCUCUUCGGUGGACAAGCUGGACAAGGUAUCAUGGGAGGAAGUAAAGAAUGAGAUGGUGGGAGAGAAGGGCCUCGCACCCGACGUAGCCGACCGCAUCGGGGACUAUGUCCAGCAGCACGGUGGGGUCUCCCUGGUGGAACAGUUGCUCCAGGAUCCUAAACUCUCCCAAAACAAGCAGGCCUUGGAGGGCCUGGGGGACCUGAAGCUGCUGUUUGAGUACCUGACCCUAUUUGGCAUCGCAGACAAGAUCUCCUUUGACCUGAGCCUUGCUCGGGGGCUGGACUACUAUACUGGGGUGAUCUAUGAAGCGGUUCUGCUACAGACCCCUGCCCAGGCAGGAGAAGAAUCCUUGGGUGUGGGCAGUGUGGCCGCUGGAGGACGCUAUGAUGGACUGGUGGGCAUGUUUGAUCCCAAAGGGCGCAAAGUGCCCUGCGUGGGACUCAGCAUUGGGGUGGAGCGGAUCUUCUCCAUCGUGGAGCAGAGGCUGGAGGCUUUGGAGGAGAAGGUUCGGACCACAGAGACACAGGUGCUUGUGGCAUCGGCACAGAAGAAACUGCUGGAGGAGAGACUGAAGCUCGUCACAGAGCUGUGGGAUGCCGGGAUCAAGGCAGAGCUACUGUACAAAAAGAACCCGAAGUUACUAAACCAGCUGCAGUACUGCGAGGAAACGGGCAUCCCACUGGUGGCCAUCAUCGGGGAGCAGGAGCUCAAGGAUGGCGUCAUCAAGCUUCGUUCAGUGGCAAGCAGAGAAGAGGUGGACAUCCGAAGGGAAGACCUUGUGGAGGAAAUCAAAAGGAGAACAAGUCAGCCUCUCUGCAUCUGCUGAACUGAGCAAACUGGAAAGUGGGACUGGCACUGUUGGAGACUAAGAUAAAACUGCGUAUAUCUUCAACAGCUUUGCAUAUUCCUGUUCCAGCAGGAAGACCUGAAGAGUAAACAGAGACUUUUUAUUUUUAUUAUGAUUAUCUUAAUGGUAAUUAUUGGCAAAAAUGGCCAGGCACUGCACUAUUUUACGUAGAAGGCCUUGCAGGCUUAUUAAUACACUCUGUUCUCCCAGGCCACAGGGCCCGGACCUAAGAUGGACUCGUCUGCAGGGCCCCCAAAACAAGAAGGAACGUACCCCACAAACAAUUGCGGAAGGUCCAAUAAAAUGCCUCAACCAC
This is a messenger RNA of Talpa occidentalis (Iberian mole), 1943 nucleotides long. It is a transcript of the gene HARS1, whose product is annotated as histidyl-tRNA synthetase 1. Bases 77 to 1606 code for a protein of 509 amino acids. Gene Ontology annotation, molecular function: histidine-tRNA ligase activity; ATP binding; identical protein binding. Gene Ontology annotation, cellular component: mitochondrion; cytoplasm. The transcript has 13 exons. The record is from RefSeq and is a predicted model, not a curated record. Gene Ontology annotation, biological process: mitochondrial translation; histidyl-tRNA aminoacylation. NCBI's taxonomy places the organism in Eukaryota, Metazoa, Chordata, Mammalia, Eulipotyphla, Talpidae.